AUGUCCUGUCCACAGGGAAAGAAAGCUCUGCCUCGCGUCACGCUGCUGUUACUUCUGAGCUUUCAGCUUCUCGUCACUCCUGUCUCGAAGGCCAAUGAGAAAAUGGACAAAUCUUAUUUCCUUACCACACUGGAGUUUGCCGUGCACACAUUCAACCAGAAGAGUCAUGACAUAUAUGCCUACAGGCCAGAAAAUGUCCUUAGUUCCUGGAAAGAGAAGGUGAAUUUUCCAAGUGUUUUCUCCAUGAGGCUUAAGAUGCGCAGAACCAGAUGCAAGAAAUUUGAGGAGAGCCUGGACACUUGUCCCUUUCAGAAGGGUCAUUAUCUGAAUAGUACCUUCAUCUGCCUGUUCACUGUCGGUAUCUAUCCAUGGAUAACCGAAUUCAAGCUCUACAAGCAUGAGUGCUCAUAG
Molecule: messenger RNA, 411 nt
Organism: Acomys russatus (golden spiny mouse)
Lineage: Eukaryota; Metazoa; Chordata; Mammalia; Rodentia; Muridae
Product: cystatin-9-like
Exons: 3
Coding region: 1-411 (136 amino acids)
Biological process (GO): antimicrobial humoral response
Molecular function (GO): cysteine-type endopeptidase inhibitor activity
Source: RefSeq, a predicted model, not a curated record